AUGAUAGGUGACCCUAGAGUAGAGGUACCGGCAUUCAAGCGAUUACUGCGUGCCACAGGAGUGAAUCCUGGUAAUGCCUUCUUCUUUCGUCGACCAUUUUCUACAGAUCAUCAUGAGAAAAAUAAUGAGACUAGCCCAUGGUGUAACUACGCGGUGAAUACCCGUGACACACUAGCAACAUGUGAAAUUGAGACAGAAGACUACUUUUGGGAAAAUUCCCCUGCUCUUAUUUGUCUACGUGUUCGUCCGGCCAAACCAGGAGUUUCAUUCCCUACUUCUUGCAUCAUUAGUCUUUCAACAAGUUCUCAGAGGAUGGAUGAACUUGCUGUACAGGAUGUUGUUGUAAAGGAAUGGAAUAUGAAUCCCGCCAAACUUUCCAACUCAGGUUGGAUGGAGACAACUAUCUCUGUCAAGACAGUGUAUCACAUUGCCUGUCUUAUUGGAAAAGAACCCACUAGCGGAACUCGUAUUUUUUUAACACUACGUUUUGUUGGCUGUUGUGACAUGUCAGACACACACCGUAUUGCCGCUGUUGAAUUACUUUACACGUCACUUCGUCCUCUUGUUUUACCUACUCAGAGAAUAAAUUCAGUAAAUCUUGAUCCUACUACUGAGUCUGCUGCUAUUGGCGUUGGUCCCAUUCUUGAGACUGUAGAGGUGGAAUUAACUCUUAGUCCCACACCACUUCGUGUUGUGGAUGACAAGCUCAGUGAAGAGGGUUUCUCUGAAUAUGCUUCACGUUCUCCUUUUCUUAUUCAGCACUCCCGAGAGAGAGUUCUUGCGUCUGAGAAGGAAUUCUUGCUUAACGAAGGAGCACCACCAAUACCAUUACGCCCGCCACUACUGCGGUCACAACCUUGUUCCCCAGAUAGCAAUAAAGACAGGUCUUAUGAUUGUAGCGAAGAUUGUGUUUUAGCAGAAUACGCUGUGCACACACCAACUGUUUCACCACCGCGUCGAUCCAAAACUCAACCACGCCGCACUAUUUAUGUGGACGCAAAUGACGAUGAUGAUGAUGAUGAUGAUGAUAUCUCUAGUGACGUUGUUGAGGUACAGGCGUCUCCAUGUUUGAUGCCCUCUAACUCUUCUUCAUUGCAUUGCUUACAAGGGACAACAAUGUUAGAGAGUGAUGUUGUUUCUGAUGUACCUAUUUUAGUUUCCUCCGCAACUCCACCAAAAGGUAUGCAAUUUAAUGAAAAUUUUGCUCCACGAAGGGAGGUCCCAGUGAUUUCAGAAUCUGCUGUUUUUUCCACCAAUACCACCACUAGUACUACUAAUACUAAUAAUGUUGCCGCAUUACACAAAGAUGUCUUUUCACUUGAGCGUUCGUGGGAUCACCAACAUGAAAAACUUAUGAAUGAAACGAUUGAAGAUAAAAGUAAAGGUUCAAUAAGGAUGACUCCGUCGGUUCCGUUACUAUGUCAAAUUCCUUUGGUUGUUCCUGACCGAAGGGAUUUUGUUCCUGUAAGCAGUCUACAGCGUCCCAAACAAAAUGGGCCCUAUUCAAAUUGGGGGGAGCUAGAUUCAUACACUAAUACCACAUGUAGAGUUCCUGUUAUUGAAGUUGAACCAGCUGUAGUGGAAGAAAGUAGGCGGCGUAUUCGUAAUUUACGAGAUGUACCAGUAUAUGAAGAACAACAAGACCUGUUAAAGACGGUAACAGAACUGCUUGGAGUGGAGCGGACAAGUCUCUGCAAGGGUUCAUUCUCACGCACAUCCUCAACUGUUCCGAGUCGUGUUAUUUCCACACAACCGAGCGUUACUGGGCCGCAGAGAAGUCCAUCACCGUGUUGCACAGUAUCUACAACCAAAGAUAGUCGACAACGACUCGUAUCGGUUGAAAUUCAAGAAUCACAUUCGUCAGUAAGUGAACCAACACCAACACCAACACUAACACCAACACCAUCCUUGGAAAUUACAAAGUUGCCAGAGGAAUCAAAGCAAAACACAAAAAAUACAGAAGGAAUUUCUCAAAGUUCAAUAAAUAGAGUUUUUCGAGUACCGCCAACAGCGGAGUUGGGGGCAAAUGAGGUAAAAAAAGAUAAUUUACUUUUAAACCAAUACUCUGUUGUAUUGCCUAAACCAGCACCACCACCGCCACCAAUGGAGGCACUCCGACCUCUCAAGAACGGGAAAGGUCGUCACUUUACACGACAGCCUUUGGCAGAUCGCACUUCAGAUAUCAACCUUAAUGUUCAAAAUUCAAAGGUUACAUCAGUGGGAAAGUGUACAGUCUGGAAGAAACCUGAUAAUUCUAUCAUGGAACCGUUACCAUAUGAUACAACUGUAGUUUCCUCAUCGGAAGAGUCGGAUGAACCAUCUCUUGUUGUUCAGGUCGAAGAAUCAACUUCAACUAAUGUUCCAGCAUACUGGGGAAACAGCAUAGACGUUUCGAACACUCAUAUAGGAGGAAGUUUAACCACAACAACUCCUUUUAUAGGAACAUUUCUUGUCUGGAAACACCAUGUCUCGAGAAAUGGGGUAGCAAAACGUAUACUUUCUUUACAACGUGAUGGAGAUGCUGUUCUUCUCUCCCUUAAAAAAUUGGAUUACAACAAAAAGGUUUCACAGGUUAGGCUACAAGAAAAAAUUGAGUUCAUCACAGGUCUUCGGGCGUAUCACAGCAAUGCUAUUCACAGAGGUAGCGUUCAUGUGGCAGAGUGGUGUUUGGUGAUUACUUGCGACGGUAGACAAGUAGCAGCUCUUGAAAUGCAAUCUUUGAGUGAGUUGAAUCUAGCUGUACAGAUUCUUCACCCCCUUUGCCCAUCAAGUCCUGCAUAG
Messenger RNA from Trypanosoma theileri, 2781 nucleotides. RefSeq lists its product as uncharacterized. Lineage: Eukaryota; Euglenozoa; Kinetoplastea; Trypanosomatida; Trypanosomatidae. The transcript has a single exon. The coding region runs from base 1 to 2781 and encodes 926 amino acids. The record is from RefSeq and is a predicted model, not a curated record.